UUAAAGCGGAGCUCCACCCAUAAGGGGAAGUUCCGCUUUAAGGACUGCUCUUCCGCUCCCCAUUAAGGAUUGGCACCUUUGGGGGCAGGUACCCGAAUUUGACAGGUACCUGCUCCCACUUCCGGUCCAAUCGCCUAGGUGAUCAGAAGUGGAAGGUAUCCUCCUUCCCUCCCUGUAGUCUAUUGGGACACAUGACAGGUCCCAGAAGACUACAGGACCAUUCAUGAAGCGAAGCGCUUCUCGCGCAUGCGCAGUGGGUACCCGGAUGCGAAGCCGCAAGCUAUCACAGCCGGGUGCCCACACUGAAGAUGCCAGCCUCUUGGAAUACAGGACGCCGGUGAAACGGCGGGACCGAGGGACAGGUAAGUGG
Staurois parvus is the source of this 370-nucleotide messenger RNA. The record is from the annotation of a GenBank genome assembly. Lineage: Eukaryota; Metazoa; Chordata; Amphibia; Anura; Ranidae.